AGGUAGGCAGUGGCAGCGGGCGCUGUCGCUCCUGAGCGACAUGGUCGCCGCGAGGCUGGAACCCGACGCCACCGUCCGCUGCAACGCCGGGAUGAGCGCGUGCGAGAAGGGCGGGCAGUGGGAGCGAGCCCUGGCGCUGCUCCGCGAGAUGCGGGGGGCGAAGUUGGAGCCAGACGUUGUCAGCUACAGUGCCGGGAUCAGCGCCUGCGAGAAAAGCGAGCAGUGGCAGCGGGCCUUGGUGCUGCUCAGCGAGAUGCCAAUAGUGGUGUUGGAGCCCGACGUGAUCAUUUACAACGCUGGGAUUAGUGCAUUCGAGAAAGGUGGCCAGUGGCAGCGGGCUCUGGCACUGCUCAGCGAGAUGUCAACUGCGAUUCUGGAGCCCGUCGUCAUCACCUACAACGCUGGGAUCAGCGCGUGUAAAAAAGGCGAGCAGUGGCAGCAGGCUCUGGCACUGCUGAGCCAGAUGCCAGAAGCCAGGUUGAAGCCCAACGUCAUCAGCUACAGUGCUGGGGUAAGCGCGUGCGAGAAAGGCGAGCAGUGGCAGCGGGCCCUGUCGCUGCUCAGCGAGAUGUCCUCGUCGAAGUUGAAGCCCAACGUCAUCAGCUACAGCGCUGGGAUUAGCGUGUGCGGAAAAUGCGGGCAUUGGCAGCAGGCUCUGCGAUUGCUCAGCCAACUCUUAGAGGCCAAGCUGGGUCUCGACGCCAUUGUCUGCGGUGCUGGGAUCACCGCGUGCGAGAAGGGCGAACAGUGGCAUCAAGCCCUGUCGCUGCUCGGCGAGAUGUGGAAUGCGAACUUGAAGCCCGACCUCAUCUUCAGCUACAGUGCUGGGAUCAGCGCGUGUGCGAAGGGUGCCCAGUGGAAGCAGGCUCUCUCACUGCUCACCGAGGCGUGCGAGGCGAGGUUGGAGCCCAAUGUCAUGCUACAGCGCGGGUAUCAGCGCGUGCGAGAAGGGCAGCCAGUGGCAGCAGGCUCUUUCGCUACUCAACGAGAUGUGCGAGGCGAAACUGGCGCCCGACGUUAUCGUCUACAACGCUGGGAUCAGCGCGUGCGAGAAAUGCGAGCAGUGGCAGCGGGCUCUGGCGCUUCUCGGCCAGAUGCGGGAGGCGCGGUUGGAGCCCAGCGUUGUCAGCUACACUGCAACGCUGGGAUCAGCGCGUGCGAGAAAGGCGAGCAGUGGCAGCAGGCUCUGUGGCUGCUCGGCGACAUGCGGGAGGCGGUCCUGCAGCCUGACUUCAUCAGCUACAGUGCUGGCAUCGGGGUGUGCGACAGGAACGGGCGGUGGCAGCAGGCCCUGUCGCUGAUCCGCGACAUGUGGGAGGCGAAGUUGGAGCCCAACGUCUCAGCUACCGCGCAGGGAUCAGCGCGUGCGAGAGGGGUCGACGACUGCAGCAGGCCCUGUCGCUCUUCGGCGAGCUGGGGGAGGCGGCGCGCGGAGGCUGGAGCCCGACGUCGACAGCCACGGCGCUCGCGUCACCGCGCGCGAGCAAGGCAGGCAGUGGCAGGAGGCUCCUCCGAUGCCCGGCGAGGUGCAGGAGGCAGCGCUCGAGCCGAGUGCUGCUGGCCGCAGCUUUGGCGUCAACAGCGCGAGCGUGAGGAGCGAUCCUUUGGCAGCAGGCCUCGUCGCUGGAGCGCGUGAAGCGGGAGGAGCCGAGGCAGGAGCCCAGCGCCAUCAGCUGCAGCGGUGGGGCCCGCGAGUGCGAGAACGGGCUUCCGCCGGACAGCAGGCGCUACCAUUGGUCGGAAGCCGGGCAAGGGCUGCUAAAUCCGUGGCUGCUAAGAUCGACCUCCGGGAAGUCGUCUUCGUCAUUCCGGGAAGGAGCUCGUUGACUUUUUCUCGUGCCGCGCCUCAUUCCGGGAAGUUAUUUUUUCCUUCCGGGAGGGCCGUUUUAGCAGUCACGGUUUUAGCAGCCCUCGCCCAGCUUCCGAAUUGGGCAGCGAGGUGUGAGAGGAGCAGUCUUGCACAGAGGUCAUGAGCCAGAAUACUUGGAUCGGCGGCUACGGCACGGAAGCGCGUGAUGCGGCGGCAGGCCGCGUCGUUGCUCGACAAGUUGUGGGAGGCGAAGUUGGAUCCAAGCGCCGUCAGCUACGACGCUGGGAUCCAUGCGAGCGGGAAGGCUGGUCUGGGAGCUGCAUUCUCAGUUUUUCCGUCCCGUGCGUGGUGACUGCUGUGCAAUCGGCUGGCAAAUAACGCUACCCACAGGCCAUGCACGGCGUCAAAUCGACCAGCUAGCGAGCAUCACUGCAUCUUCGCCGCACCUCGGAUGCUUACACUUAAGAUGUCGCCUCCGCUGGCGAGCUAUGGGGAGCGAGUCUGGAGUUGGACCCGGUCGGCUUCAGCACCGGGCCCAGGGCGCGCGAGAGGGGCGAUGAGAAGCGGGAGAGGCCAAGUCGCUGCCCCUCGCGGCAGCGGGGACGGAGGGGUGCACAGCAGCAGCCCGAGGAGUGGCACGCGGGGGGAGGAGGACGGAGACGCGCGAUGCCGCGGCGGUGCCGCGGCGGCCGUGCUCGCGAGGGAAGCGCGCCCGCGGCGUGCGCCCGAAGCGGCGCAGCACACGUCAUCGUUGUUUUAUUCCUCGCUUGGCCGAUCGGCGCGG
Prorocentrum cordatum is the source of this 2594-nucleotide messenger RNA. NCBI's taxonomy places the organism in Eukaryota, Dinophyceae, Prorocentrales, Prorocentraceae. The record is from the annotation of a GenBank genome assembly.